AUGCACAAACGGCGGCAAAGGAGAAGGAGAAUGAGGUUGUGCAAGGUCCUUCGUCACGACCGUACCAAGCUACACCAACUCCAUCCGAUAUCUACCUCCCGCUGUUUACCCACUGCAAUAUUCAAUGGUUUAACAGAGCAAGAGCAAAGCAAAGCAGACAGCUGGGUCCACAACUGGGACUCCGCAGCCCAAAACCGCAGACUACUCAAUGCCCAAGCAAAGAGUGGACGAGAUCGAAUCUUAGUUCCUAACGGUCCUCAUGUAAAAAUAUGUAUUACUACUCCCGCGCGACUGCACGGCACUGGGAGACCUUCAGACCAAAAAUAA
Cladophialophora immunda is the source of this 327-nucleotide messenger RNA. RefSeq lists its product as uncharacterized. Lineage: Eukaryota; Fungi; Ascomycota; Eurotiomycetes; Chaetothyriales; Herpotrichiellaceae. Bases 1 to 327 code for a protein of 108 amino acids. The record is from RefSeq and is a predicted model, not a curated record. The transcript has a single exon.